AUGGUUAUUUUCUAUACAUUGAAAGCUAUCAAGGCAAAACUUAAUGACCAAAUUAAUGUAGCCAAAAAUUCAGGCUGUGGCAUUUUGAAUUCAGGGUCUCCGAUUAGCUGCUUUGCUCCUAGGAACUUCAGUGCACACCAGGCUGCCCAUGUGGAAAGGUCCUGCUGGGACUCACUGAUUCACUACCAGCAGGAUGAAGAGGGCCAAUACAAGACAAAGUCUCUUUGGCCGCACAAGGUUAUCCCCUAUUCCCUGCUGGCCUUGGCCAUGGUUAUGUAUCUGCCAGUUCUGCUGUGGCAGUAUACAGCAGUGCCAGCGCUCAGCUCAGAUCUUCUGUUCAUCAUCAGAGAACUGGACAAAUCCUAUAACCGCUCCAUCCGCCUGGUGCAACACAUGAUGAAGAUCCAGAAGAGCUCUGAAUCCCACAUUCAAGUUUUCUGGGAUGAGCUGGAGAACAUUGACACAGUGGUGGAUUUCAUGGCUUUAUUGGCUGGCUUAGAGGCCUCAAAACCUAACCCCCUCACCCAUUGUGUAUCUGAUGAACACUUGUAG
Molecule: messenger RNA, 552 nt
Organism: Echinops telfairi (small Madagascar hedgehog)
Lineage: Eukaryota; Metazoa; Chordata; Mammalia; Afrosoricida; Tenrecidae
Gene: PANX3
Product: pannexin 3
Exons: 4
Coding region: 1-552 (183 amino acids)
Biological process (GO): monoatomic cation transport; positive regulation of interleukin-1 production
Molecular function (GO): channel activity
Source: RefSeq, a predicted model, not a curated record